Molecule: messenger RNA, 4039 nt
Organism: Clarias gariepinus (North African catfish)
Lineage: Eukaryota; Metazoa; Chordata; Actinopteri; Siluriformes; Clariidae
Gene: abcg8
Product: ATP-binding cassette, sub-family G (WHITE), member 8
Exons: 13
Coding region: 108-2129 (673 amino acids)
Biological process (GO): cholesterol homeostasis
Cellular component (GO): plasma membrane
Molecular function (GO): ATP hydrolysis activity; ABC-type transporter activity; ATP binding
Source: RefSeq, a predicted model, not a curated record
ACACUCUCCCAGUGGAGACACAAGCAGCCACUUCUCCAGGUUUUCAGGCCAGACCAAGGGGUCCCUGACCCCAAUUUAGCACCUCUUCUGCUCUCUAACUAAGCGCCAUGACUGAUGACACUGUGUUCGAUUCGGAAAGCAGCUUCAGCAUCCCGGCACUGCCUGCAAACGGUGAGGGAAGAGAUAUCAGGCUGUUUUCCUCAGGAGAUGAGGAUAGCAGUCUCUACUUUACCUACAGUGGGGGUUGUAAUGAACUGGAGGUUAGAAAUCUACACUAUCAGGUGGACACAGCAGCACAGAUCCCCUGGUAUGAGAAACUGUCAGAGCUGAAAAUGCCCUGGGAGAUGCGGGGCAGCAAGCAGACUGCCAUCAAAGACCUGAACCUGAGAGUGCACAGUGGCCAGAUGCUGGCUGUUAUCGGCAGCUCAGGCUGUGGAAAGACCUCCCUGUUGGACAUCAUAACCUGUCGAGAUGAAGGAGGCACCAAGAAAUCUGGAGAGAUCCUGAUCAAUGGCAAGCCCUGCAUGCCCUCGCUAGUGAAGAAAAGCAUCGCUCACGUCCGACAAGAUGACCGAUUGUUACCCCAUCUGACGGUACGGGAGACUCUCACCUUCGUGGCCAAGCUGCGCCUACCAACACAUUUUACACAGGCACAGAGAGAUCAAAGGGUGGAUGACGUCAUUGCUGAGCUGCGGCUGAGACAGUGCGCCAACACACGAGUGGGAAACAACUAUGUGCGGGGUGUAUCAGGUGGAGAGAGGAGGAGGGUCAGCAUUGCUGUUCAACUACUGUGGAACCCAGGUAUUCUCAUCCUGGAUGAGCCUACUUCAGGUUUAGACAGCUUCACUGCUCACAACCUGGUGAUCACCCUGUCUCGUCUGGCGCGAGGGAACCGUCUGGUCCUGCUCUCAGUGCACCAGCCACGCUCAGACAUCUUCCAGCUCUUUGACCUGGUGGUGUUGCUCUCCUCUGGUUCAGCCGUGUACUGUGGCCCUGCCAAAGACAUGGUUCCCUACUUCACGUCUCUGGGGCAUCCAUGUCCACGCUACUGCAAUCCAUCUGAUUUCUAUGUGGACUUGAUCAGCAUUGACCGCCGUAGCCAGGAAAAAGAAGCCGAGUGUCUAGAGAGAACAAGAAUCCUGGCAGCCCAGUUUGCUGAGAAGGUGAAGGACACUGAUGAUUUCAUGUGGAAGUCUGAGGAGCACAAUGUUCCAGAUAAUAAUAAUAUCCAAAGCCCAAUAGCUGAAACAAGCAUCACAGUGUCCCGAAGGAAGGACCAUCCACCAGGUCGACUGCACCAGUUCUCCAUUCUCAUUAGGCGGCAGGUAUUUAAUGAUUUCCGUGACCUGGUUACACUGGUGGUGCAUGGCCUAGAGGCCCUGCUAAUGUCACUGCUCGUGGGCUUCCUGUACUUUGGGGCAGGUGAAAAGAAGCUGCCAAUUCAGGACACUGUGGCUUUGCUCUACAUGAUAGGAGCGCUCACGCCAUUUGCGGUGGUACUGGAUGUCAUUGCCAAGUGUCAUUCAGAGAGAGCCAUGCUGUAUCAUGAACUGGAGGAUGGAAUGUAUUCAGUCACCCCCUAUUUUUUCGCCAAGGUCCUAGGUGAGUUACCAGAGCACUGUGUUUUCACGCUGGUAUACAGCCUGCCUAUCUAUUGGCUAGCCGGCUUGAAUGACUCACCAGACCGCUUCCUGCUCAACUUCAUGCUGGCGUGGCUGAUGGUGUACUGCAGCCGCUCCAUGGCUUUGUUCACGGCAGCUAUCCUACCCACCCUCCAGACUUCAUCCUUCAUGGGAAAUGCCCUUUUUACUGUUUUCUAUCUGACUGGUGGUUUUGUCAUCAGCCUAGACAAUAUGUGGCUGGUCGCUUCCUGGUUCUCCUAUAUUUCCUUCAUGCGGUGGGGUUUUGAAGGGAUGCUGCAGGUUCAGUUCCGUGGCCUCUCAUAUUCCGUCAACCUGGGAAACCUGACCUUCAAUGUAGACGGCAUUAAAAUGGUGGAGGUGAUGCAUAUGAACCAGUUUCCACUGUUCUCCUGUUAUUUAGUCCUGAUAGCUGUAGUGCUGGUCUUUAUGUUGCUCUACUAUCUGUCGCUUAAGUUCAUAAAGCAGAAGUCCAGUCAGGAUUGGUAAAGGAAAAGCUACAGUGGCCCCUUGCAGAAAGAUCGCAGCACCUGCAUUUUCUCAGUCCACAUUGAGGUGAUGUGGGAAAACUCUGAAGAAAAGUUUUGCAUAUACUAACAAACCCCAAUUUGUGUGCAUGGUCAUUAAUGAACAUUUACAAUCCAACAAUUCACUGCUUGUGAUGGACACAAAGGGCAAAGAUCAAAAUGCGGUAUUUAGAAGUUUAUCGUAAGUGGCUUUAUGACACAUAAGGGCCAUUCUUUUUAAAUAAUGGCAUUAUUACCUGUCCAAAUCAUUUAAGGUCUGGACAGAUUGAUGUUUGUCCUAUUGAUUCAUUAAUAUCUAGGUCAAGCUCUUUACAUUCUCAAUUGGAGGUUGACAUAAACAGCAUAUGACCAUGUAUGUGGCAGAAGACACUGUUAUGAAGAAAAAGGUGGAUGGCUGUGGAGCUUGGAUUAAGUGUUCAUUUGUCAAUCAUGUUACGCUCUUACCAAAGACUAGCCUAGUUAAAGAAUGGAGAGAUGUCCAAGUCAUACCUUUAGAAUUAGAAUUCACUCAAAUUUCACUUUUUAAUAACCAAAUAUGCAAGAAAAAUAAGGUGAUUUGGUAUUUUCUCCAAAGACAAAUAGGAAGGAGAGAAAGAAAAAUAAGUAAUAAAAUAAAUAAAGUUAAAUUAAGUUCAAGACCUGGAAAUUAACAUAAAUGUAAUAUAUAAAAUCUGCAUGUGCAAAGAUUAAUGUCAUGAAAGGUAGUAUAAAAUAUAUACACAGAUCAGCCAUAACACUAAAAACCAAUAACAUUAAAACCACCUAGGUUUUGGGUUCUCCUUAUUCCACCAGGGCAGCUUUGACUCCACAUGGCCUUUGAAGAUGUGCUGGCACCAGGAAGUUGGUGUCGGGGACUUUGGGCUGCAUGAUGGAGGUCUGUAGAUAGGACUUCCUUAUCCUGUGCAUAGCACAAAUGUUUGAACAGAUUGGGGUCUAGGGAAUUGAAGGUCUUUGGGUCUUUGUCUGCCAGGCCCCAUGCGCAGCAGGUGCUCUGAUGCCUUUCUGUCAUGGCCUGCAUUGGCUUUUGUGUGGGAUUAGAUCAGAUGGGCUGGGCUUUGGUCCCCAUAAGCAUCGAAGAGGUUGGUGCCUUGGGUGCCCAUAACCCUGUCAACAGUUUACUGGUAUAUAGUAAUAAACGUAAAUUCACCUGGCUGUGGUGUUAAUGUUAUGGCUGAUCAGGGUAUGAUGUGUAGGCUGAUUACAGGUCAUUUGUUUAGGAGAGCAACUGCAUUUGAAAGGAAGCCGAAAAAGAGAGAUUGGUGCAAGAGUUUCAAGAAGAGAGUGGUGGACGAGAAAAGAAAUCCCUGGCCUCUAAGAAAUUGAUGACUCAAUGACAUUAGGAUAACAGCUGGGACCCUGCAUAAGGGAACACUGAGAGGGAGAGGUGACAACAGGUGUGAGGUUAUUGAAAAACAGGCCCGAAUUCCAUAAACAGAUUAUAUUCAUAUUUAUGAGUGUUAAAGUUGUUUAAUAGGCUACAACUGUCUGUCACUGGAUGGCAGCAAAGCACCAUGCACACUCAGCUUUUCUUUCUUUUUUUUUUUUUUUUUUACAAACGCAGAUCUAUAGCAUUUGGUCCUAUAUUUUAAUGCAUGUUUAUUUUGUAUACUAUAAUUUUUAAGCUUAAUUAGUUAGAAAUGUAAAGGCAUAUUUAAAGGAUUUAAAAAUCUUGAUCUAAGUUUUGCACUGGUGCAAACCUUUUAGAAAUAUACAACCAAUUAUCUACAGUAAAAUACAGAGUGGCGUGUUUGUUAUGCAUCUUUUUGACUAGAUUUUAUACCUGUUCAAACUGAUGAUUAUAUGGUUUAUUUGGUGAUAGAGAAUUAUUUGGAUAUCUGUUGCCAAUAAGGAAUAAAUCUGUGGUGUAUCUGU